Molecule: messenger RNA, 1549 nt
Organism: Sorghum bicolor (sorghum)
Lineage: Eukaryota; Viridiplantae; Streptophyta; Magnoliopsida; Poales; Poaceae
Product: GDSL esterase/lipase At1g71691
Exons: 3
Coding region: 91-1251 (386 amino acids)
Molecular function (GO): hydrolase activity, acting on ester bonds
Source: RefSeq, a predicted model, not a curated record
UGCACGCACUCUCACUGACCCGGUGCUCAGCAGCCUUCCGCUCCGGAAGCUAGCUCGCUCUCCGGCCAGCCACCACCCCUCCACCUAACAAUGGCGGCCGCCGUGGCCCUACUCCUGCUCUCUGCCCUCGGCGGAGCGGCGGCGCAGGUGUUCCCGCCGUGGAACGGCACGUUCCCGAUGGGGCCUGGCUUCGGAGGCGGGAGCAGCGGCGGCGGGGGCGCGGGCGCGGCGGCGGCGGGGACGCUCGUGCCGGCGAUGUUCGUGUUCGGGGACUCGCUGACGGACAACGGCAACAACAACGACCUCAACUCGCUUGCCAAGGCGAACUACCCGCCCUACGGCAUCGACUUCGCCGGCGGGCCCACCGGCCGCUUCUCCAACGGCUACACCAUGGUCGACGAGAUUGCUCAACUCCUGGGCCUGCCGCUGCUGCCGUCGCACCCGGACGCCUCGAGCGGCGACGCGGCGCUGCACGGGGUGAACUACGCGUCGGCGGCGGCGGGGAUCCUGGACAACACGGGGCAGAACUUCGUGGGUCGCAUCCCGUUCAACCAGCAGAUCAAGAACUUCGAGCAGACGCUGGACACCCUGAGCAAGCACCUGGGCGGCGCCUCCAAGCUGGCGCCGUCGCUGGCGCGGAGCAUCUUCUACGUCGGGAUGGGCAGCAACGACUACCUCAACAACUACCUGAUGCCCAACUACAACACCCGCAACGAGUACAACGGCGACCAGUACUCCACGCUGCUGGUGCAGCAGUACGCCAAGCAGCUCGGCACGCUCUACAACCUCGGCGCGCGCAGGUUCGUCAUCGCCGGCGUCGGGUCCAUGGCGUGCAUCCCCAACAUGCGCGCGCGGAGCCCCGUCAACAUGUGCUCCCCCGACGUCGACGACCUCAUCAUCCCGUUCAACAGCAAGGUGAAGGCCAUGGUGAACACCCUCAACGCCAACCGCCCCGGCGCCAAGUUCAUCUACGUCGACAACUACGCCAUGAUCUCGCAGGUCCUUCGCAACCCAUGGUCCUACGGGUUCAGCGUGACGGACCGUGGCUGCUGCGGCAUCGGGAGGAACAGGGGGAUGAUCACCUGCCUGCCGUUCCUGCGGCCGUGCCUCAACCGGCAGGCCUACAUCUUCUGGGACGCCUUCCACCCGACGGAGCGGGUGAACGUGCUGCUCGGCAGGGCCGCCUUCAGCGGCGGAAACGACGUUGUGUACCCCAUGAACAUCCAGCAGCUCGCAGCAUGGCAGCCGUAGUAGACACGGUUUUACGGCCUGAUGUCAAGCUGUCGAUCGAUGCGUGGUUUUGCAGCGGUAGUGUGUUGUGUGUGCAUGUGUGGGUGAGGUGUACAAGAUGUAUGGUCAUGAGUAGGAGGGAGCUGAGCGGAGUUAUGGUACGGUUCGUGUGCGUCCAGUGUCCUGUUGUUUGUGGUCAAAAUCGUGUCUCUCUGUUGUUUUUUUGGACCAUCAGCCAUCAGUGUUUGUUCGUUUGGUUCCUGUACUGCAUAUCACGGAGAUCAGUAUGUAGAGUUAUUUUCCUGUGUGGUUGUCUCCA